AUGUGCAUAGACUAUAGGAAGCUGAACCAAGCCACAAAGAAAGAUCACUUUCCUUUGCCGUUCAUUGAUCAAAUGCUGGAGAAGUUGGCAGGGAAACAGUACUUCAGUUUCCUGGAUGGUUAUAGUGGCUAUUUCCAGAUCGUUGUAAACCCAGAUGAUCAAGAAAAGACGACGUUCACCUGCCCCUUUGGCACUUACGCUUACAGGAGGAUGCCCUUUGGCCUCUGCAAUGCUCCAGGCACUUUCCAAAGAUGUAUGAUGAGCAUUUUCUCAGACCUAUUGGAAGAUUGUAUUGAGAUCUUCAUGGACGAUUUCACUGUCUAUGGGGAUGAUUUUGAUCAAUGGCUGCAUAGCCUGAACAGGGUAUUGGAAAGGAAUAGUCCUGGGCAUGUAGUAUCCAGCAGGGGAAUAGAGGUCGACCCAGCAAAGGUAGCAGUUAUUGCAAAACUCCCUUACCCUACAAACCAGAAGGAGAUCAGAGCCUUUUUAGGGCACGCUGGAUUCUACAAGGAGAACGAUGUGGAAUUUGAAUUCUCAGAUGCCUACAAGGCCGCUUUCCAGUUUCUGAAGGAUCGAUUGAUAAGCUCUCCAAUAAUAUGUGCUCCCAACUGGAAUCACCCCUUCGAGGUGAUGUCCGAUGCUAGUGAUUAUGCUGUGGGAGCGGUAUUAGGUCAGAAAAUCGAAGGGAAGAGUAACGUCAUCUUUUACGCCUCUAAAACUCUGAAUCAGGCACAAAAGAACUAUGAUGUGACCGAAAAGGAAAUGCUAUCAGUAGUCUUCGCGUUUGAGAAGUUCAGGCCUUAUCUGCUUGCGUCCAAGGUGGCAGAUCACCUGAGUCGAAUUCUGCAAGAAGACAAUGGUGAAGCCAUUCCAGAUGCUUUCCCUGAAGAACAUCUCUGCCUGAUCAAGUCAAUACCCGAUCAAGGAAGCAAGGGACAGAACACGAAGAAGGAGCCAUGGUUCGCAGACAUGGCUAAUUACUUGGUAACGGGGGAGUUACCUAGAAGUGACAAAAUUUCAAGGGCACAGAAGUUAAAACUUAAAGCGAUUCCCGAUACUACUAUUGGGAUGAUCCUUACCUGUGGAAAAUGGGGGCUGAUCAAAGAUGCUUAUGAAUUCUGCAAGAAGUGCCCUCGAUGUCAACUUACCGGAGGAAUAUCCACUAGAGACGAAAUGCCUCAGAUCCCCAUCAUUAUCUGUGAAAUAUUUGAUGUAUGGGGGAUGGACUUCAUGGGACCCUUUCCCGCAUCUGAAGCACGGGCCAUUAUCUCUGACCAAGGGACUCAUUUCGUCAACAGAACAAUCGAAGCUUUGAUGCGAAAAUAUGGAGUCCACCAUCGCUUAUCCACACCUUACCACCCACAAUCCAAUGGCCAGGCUGAAAUCUCUAAUAGAGAAAUCAAGGCGAUUCUAGAAAAGACAGUCAAUCCCACGAGGAAAGAUUGGAGCCGACGACUGGAGGACGCACUUUGGGCUUACAGGACAGCAUUCAAAGCGCCUAUUGGAAUGUCCCCAUACCGGCUGGUAUUUGGGAAGAUGUGCCAUCUGCCAGUGGGAGUUGAGCACCAAGCUUACUGGGCAAUCAAGGAAAUGAAUAUGAAUACCGAGUCUGGAGCCGCAGAACGGAGGAUGCAGUUACAGGAGCUGGAAGAACUUCGUCUGGACGCCUAUGACUCUGCCAUGUGGUCAAGAUGGAUAGGCCCGUAUACCAUUGUCGCCAUCCGAACGAAUGGAUCAAUCGAACUCCAAGGAAGCGAUCCAGACUCGCCUUCAUUUAUGGUGAAUGGUCAUAGGGUGAAGCCGUACAGAGAGGGAAUUGAGACAUUUGUGGUGGAAGACAUUCCACUACUCAUGCCUGACCCUCGGCAGUAA
Salvia splendens (bonfire salvia) is the source of this 1872-nucleotide messenger RNA. RefSeq lists its product as uncharacterized. Bases 1 to 1872 code for a protein of 623 amino acids. The record is from RefSeq and is a predicted model, not a curated record. Gene Ontology annotation, biological process: DNA integration. The transcript has 7 exons. NCBI's taxonomy places the organism in Eukaryota, Viridiplantae, Streptophyta, Magnoliopsida, Lamiales, Lamiaceae. Gene Ontology annotation, molecular function: nucleic acid binding.